Molecule: messenger RNA, 1419 nt
Organism: Caenorhabditis bovis
Lineage: Eukaryota; Metazoa; Nematoda; Chromadorea; Rhabditida; Rhabditidae
Source: the annotation of a GenBank genome assembly
AUGAACGCAGAAGUUAGUGUUCAAAUGCUUCAACAUUUGCGAAGACCAGGAGCACUGAAAGCAUUGUUUCAGAAACAAGAAAAAGCUUCUCAAAAAAGGAUUUGUAUCGACUAUUCGUCUCCUAAUAUUGCGAAGAGAUUUCACAUUGGAAACUUACGAUCAACUUUAAUUGGUAGAUAUUUGGACACGACAAAUCGAUUGAUAGGAAACGCGGUGACUUCUGUCAAUUACUUGGGGGAUUGGGGAAACCAAUUUGCGAUGAUAUCCGUGUUUUGGCCACAAAUGAGACCUUCUGAUCAGUACUGGAAAGGAUUGAGCGAUGAGGAGAAAAUCAAAAUGCUCACCGAUUGUUACGUAAUCGCGAACAAGAACAUGAAAACAGAUGAAGAUUUUCGAAACGCAGUGCAUCAGCAAUUUAUCGAAAUGGAAAAUGCAAUGCUUGUUGGAAAUGCAUCUGCCGACUGUUUUAAACUUUGGGGUCAAAUUAGAGAGAUCUCAAUGAAACAUUUAAAGGAAUUCUACACGAUGUUCGAUGUCAAGUUUGAUAGGUAUAUGCAUGAAUCGAGUCGAGUACGAAUGGCGCACAAAAUUGUGCAAGAUUUAAUUGAUAAGAAGAUUGUUGAAAAUCUGGACGGUCGCUUAAUUGUAAACACUGGCGACAAAAAUAAUGAUAAAGAUAAUGGAUACGCGAUUGUCAGGAAAAGUAACAGCACUAGUCUGUAUUUGACCAGAGAAAUCGCUGCAGUUUUGGAACGAGAUGAUUUUUUCAAAGCUGAUAAAUAUCUUUAUGUUGUUGAUCGAGCGCAGCGGCAGCAUUUCAGAGCAUUAAAAAUUAUUCUCGAAAAAAUGGGUAAAGAAGAUUUAGCAGAAAAAGUGGAACAUGUACAAUAUGGCCGAGUUCGUGGUUUGUCAACGAGAAAUGGGAGAACCGAAGCGAUUUCCAAAGUUUUAUCCAUCUCUACGGUUAUAUUCAAUGAACUCAAACGAGCAAGAAACUCGGAAUAUGAAUUUUCGUUUCAAAACGCGUUUGCACUCAACCAAAAUAAUGCGUUGGCACUCCAGAUCAAACACAGCAGGCUGUCAUCAAUUGAAACAAAAAAUGAGCAUCUUCUUCCAUUUGUCGACGAAUGUAAGGAAUUUCCGAGAGUCGAUGUCAAUGAUGAUGUUAAGAAACUAGUUUUUUUGUUGGAGCAGGUCGAGAAAUCAAUUGAAACGAGCAUCGAAAAGUUUGAGCCUUGUCAAUUGACCGUUCAGCUUAUUCAAAUAGCACAAACCGUCGCAACUGUACAAAAUCAAUUAAGAGUUCGAGAUCAACCCACAGAUAUCGCCGUUCCACGAUAUUUAUUAUUUUCCGCAACCCGUAACGUUCUCGCUGAAGGAAUGAAGCUUCUUGGGAUGACGCCUGCACGCAACAUGUGA